AUGUCACUCAACCUGGCGUCCCCCUUCUCCCCGCUGCCGAGCUACCUCCUCGGCACCGGCCUGACCUUCGUCGGCCUCCUCGGCUUCGUCCGCCCGCUCGCCGUCUACGACGCCUUCGGCAUCGCCCGGCCCCGCUCCGCCGAGCCCGAGGCCUUCAGCUACGCGAAAUCCGCCCGCGACCUCGCCACGGGCGCCCUCUUCGUCCUGCUCGAGACGUACCAGGAGGGCAGCGGCAACGAGGACGCCGUCACGGCCCUGUUCGCCGUGACGGCCUGCGUCGGCGUCGCCGACUGGUGGAUCGUGGGGGCCGCGGGCGGCGAGGAGGGCAAGGGGGAUGGGGGCAAGGGGCUGGUGCAUCUGGGCUGCGGGGUUGUGCUGGGGGCGUUUGCGCUUUGGAGGUUUCUGUAUUAA
Colletotrichum higginsianum IMI 349063 is the source of this 411-nucleotide messenger RNA. RefSeq lists its product as uncharacterized. The transcript has a single exon. Bases 1 to 411 code for a protein of 136 amino acids. NCBI's taxonomy places the organism in Eukaryota, Fungi, Ascomycota, Sordariomycetes, Glomerellales, Glomerellaceae. The record is from RefSeq and is a predicted model, not a curated record.